AUGUGGUAUGGGUUUGGUGAUUCUCUUGGAAAGAACAGCAAAUGUGGGGAAAGUGAUAUUAAAGAUUGUGACCGUUGGAAAGAGUACAUUAAACAAUCGUCAAUCAAGAGUUCCACUGAGAAUAGUUUCCUCGACAAUUCACAUCAGCAGACACCAAUUUAUCAAGUAUCAUUUCGAUCGUAUUGUGAUAGUUUCUGGGAUAUGAACGAGCACAUUGACGAAUUGAAUUCGUCGUGUCAAUAUUGGGUAUGUCAAAACCAUCAAUAUCAAUGCCAAACAGGACAGUGUAUUGAUGUCAAUUGGGUUUGUGAUGGGGAAUGGGAUUGCGAAGAUGCGUCGGACGAAGAGGCUUUCGUGCUCAUUAAAACAUGGUCUAGUCACAAUGAUCGUCUCUCAGGUUUGAAUGAUCGAAUCAAACAAUGUCGAAAACGAUAUUCUCAAUCACCAUUUUUCACCAGAUGUAAUACUUCGUUUGAAUUCGGAUGUUAUCAAACACAAGUAACAAAUCCACUAGACAUUGAAUCUAAUCGUCCAUGUAUCAAUCUUACUCAAAUUGGUGAUGGUGUGGAACAUUGUGUCAAUGCCUACGACGAAAGAAAUACACUAGCAGUGAAUCCAGGCACUCUGGAAAUGUGGGGUGUUUAUUUUCGUUGUGGAAAUUAUACUAGGGAAUAUCCAUAUGUUUGCUUACUAAAAAAAAGGGCUAACUGCACCGAGAUUCUUUGCUCAAAUCAUCGAGACAACGAUGGAUCAUGCUCCGGUGCUAAAGAUGUCAUUUCUGAAUUAUUCAAAAAUAACAGCAUCUUGAAUUUUUCGAUUAUCCUAUUUUAUUCUCUGUGUAAUCACCAUUAA
Molecule: messenger RNA, 852 nt
Organism: Adineta steineri
Lineage: Eukaryota; Metazoa; Rotifera; Eurotatoria; Adinetida; Adinetidae
Source: the annotation of a GenBank genome assembly